AUUUUUAUCACUUUCUUUCCCCAAGACCAUAUCGCUCUUUAGUUUAGAGCUUGUGGUUUUGCCACUUUCCGAGACAGUCGUGCCUGCAUUCUCUGAGCAAGAUGUAUCCGCAACAUGGUGCUCCCAUGGCACCCCCUCAGAAACCGGAAACAUUUAUGCUUUCAAACGAGGCACAGCAAAGCCUUCCUCACGACGCGCAAGUCGCGCUACAGCAAGUUGACAAUUUGAAGUACUUCCUCCUUUCUGCGCCAGUGGACUGGCAACCAGAUCAACUCAUUAGACGGUUCCUACUCCCUACUGGCGACUACAUAUCUUGUGUUCUAUGGAACAAUCUUUUCCACAUCUCGGGUACCGAUAUAGUUCGGUGUCUCGCCUUCAGAUUUCAAGCUUUCGGGCGCCCCGUCAAGAAUUCGAAGAAGUUCGAAGAGGGUAUCUUUUCCGAUCUGCGUAAUCUCAAGGCUGGAACAGAUGCGACACUAGAAGAACCGAAAAGUCCAUUCCUUGAUUUUCUCUAUAAGAACAAUUGCAUUCGAACACAGAAAAAGCAAAAAGUUUUUUACUGGUAUAGCGUUCCGCAUGAUCGGCUGUUCCUCGAUGCUUUGGAACGUGAUUUGAAGCGGGAGAAAAUGGGACAAGAGGCGACUACCGUCGCGGUCAGCGAGCCUGCUUUGUCCUUCGAGUUUGAUUCAUCUCAAUCGUUGUAUGAACAGCUCACAAAGGCACAACAAGCAAACUCAUCAUCGUUUACUGCACACGCAAGUACGACAUAUGGCCAAUCCGCUUCCCCAGUGGUUCGGACCGUUGACGCUAUGCCUCCUCCCCAGAUGGCUCCCCAGAUGGCCCCCCCGACGAUAUCACUCCUCCCGGACGAAUCUGGCAGUCCAGCGAUUUACAACCCGAUCCCCAUGCCCAAUACCCUGGCGCAGAACGUUGUUAAGCGCGAGUUAGAUUAUGGGACAAUCCAGUAUGAUCGCAAUGGAAUGCCCAUUGCUCGUGUGCAUCAGCGCCAUGCCUCCAUGCCAACUUUCGUCGAGUAUUCGCCGGCACCAUCGUUCGUUUCGUCCCAAUACGAAGAUUACAGCAACCGGGGAUUGUCCUUUGAACCUGUUACGCCUCCACAGCACAGUGUUCCGCUUGGCACUGAACCAGCAUAUAUUGCUAAUGAAGAUACCGGCCUCUAUACCGCUAUCCCUGAGAUCUCUUCUGCUGCUGCAUUCAACCCAAUAGGGCUCUCCAACAUACAAGCAACGGCGGCGUCGAUCCUCGAUACCACCGGGCGUAAUAACCCGAUCGCUACUCCCACUCAUGCUCAAGCGCCGGGACCCUCUCAACCAAUUGCGUACGCUGCUCAUAGGCCAAGUGAUCUACGGCGCUCCGUUUCCAGCUCGGUGGCCCCCCUCGCUGAGGUGGAAGAGCCACGUCAUGACUCGUCCCGCCGUAUCAUGAACGGUUAUCCGACGGGCGCCCUUCCGCAGAAGAAUUUGCUACACGAGAUGUCUCGCAAUGGGACGCCACUUUCAAGCCUCGAGGAAAAUCCUGAGCAGAGCGCCAUGCCACUUGCGAAUCCUGAUGAGUUGACAGCACUUCCUAAUGGCGAUGUUCUGGAGACAGGCGCGCAGCACAGUGUGAUGAACAAAGCGGAGCGGUUUGUUCCCGGCCCUGUUCGCCGCGCUCGAAGCGCUACAAUGAUGGAGCUUGGCCCUUAUCCCCAGAAAUCACAUUCAUGCCCUAUCCCAUCAUGUGGGCGACUCUUCAAGAGAUUAGAACACCUGAAGCGGCAUGUGAGAACCCACACUCAGGAAAGACCCUACCCUUGUCCUUACUGUAACAAAGCCUUUUCGCGCUCUGACAAUCUUGCACAACACCGUCGAAUCCAUGAGGCUCAACAGGAUGGCCAACAACCACUCCAUGCGCAAGACGAGGACCUGGAUAAUGAGGACAACGAACUCGGUUCGCAGGAUGAGGGAUCGUCCCCUUCGGAGUCCAUUCCAAGUACCGUGGUGAAUGUCUCCACUGUCACGUCAAUGCCUUCUACCAUGACCCUGCCUUCUGCCAUGUCUACCAUGAUGGCACCUCACAUGGUUGCUCCGCAACUUCUACAGCAGCAGAUGUAGAAGGCGUGAGGGAAAGUAUGACUCCAGUGGUACUUUCCCCAAUCUCGCGAAAUUAAUAAUGACUCCGAUUUUGCCGACCGUAAUCCCUACGGUGGAUUUUGAUAGUCCGGGGUCGGAUAUUUUACAUGCUUUAGAAUAUUUGUUUAUACCAUUUGUUGAAUCAUUUAAUCCAGCCAUUAGAUUCUCCAAUUGUGACUUGGCUGCUGGACUACUACAUCACGCUAUUGAGACAUGUUGAGAGGGUGUUCUAAUCUCUGCUCUCCAACCUACCGCCAGGGUCUGAGAAUUUCAGUGCAGGUUUGCCGAUUUUCUAGUCUACUGUCCGGAAUGCGUUGGAUUUUGGUGUGUGUACAUGUGUUACUGGUCGUCAUCUACGCUACGGUUCUACCAUAAUUAGUUCUGAGUUUUUUUUCUGGUUGUUUUCAUUUGUU
Messenger RNA from Aspergillus nomiae NRRL 13137, 2545 nucleotides. It is a transcript of the gene steA, whose product is annotated as sexual development transcription factor SteA. NCBI's taxonomy places the organism in Eukaryota, Fungi, Ascomycota, Eurotiomycetes, Eurotiales, Aspergillaceae. Gene Ontology annotation, biological process: sexual reproduction; regulation of DNA-templated transcription. The annotation marks the transcript as partial. The transcript is spliced from 7 exons. Gene Ontology annotation, molecular function: DNA-binding transcription factor activity. The record is from RefSeq and is a predicted model, not a curated record. Gene Ontology annotation, cellular component: Tec1p-Ste12p-Dig1p complex; nucleus; Ste12p-Dig1p-Dig2p complex.